AUGAAUGAGAUCAAAGAACCGAGCUCCGCGGGCGCGGCCCGCACCCCGGGAAAGAAGAAAAGCGACAAGAAGAAACGUCCGCGCCGCGUGCUCACGAAACAUCCUUUCGGGCUCCUGCCCUCCGGAAACGCGUUCUUUCUCUCGGCGGUGGUGCCUCGGGAGCCAUCGCUCGGCUCGCUCGCGGACCUCGACGACGGCUCGUUGCUCGUUUUUCUCUCCACGCUGGCGGAAUUCCUGCCGCUCUCCUCGCUCCUCUCGCUCUCGUGCGUCUCGAAGUUCAUGCUCGCCGCUCUGCUUGAUGAAGAACUGUGGCAGACUCUUCUCCUCACGCGCUUCCACGGGGGGCGAGGCGCCCAUCUCCCGGGCGCGAGCGCGGGCUACGCCUGCGUCGUCUCCGGCGGCCCUUCUGCACGCGAAAACGGCGAAACUGGAAAACCCGAAACUUGCGGAGACGACGGCGAAACCGCGGGAAGCAGCAAGGGAGGAGAGAAUGCAGCGACCACGCCUGGCGCGGAGGGAGGCGCGUCUUCCUUCUCCUCGGCUGAGAAGCAGGACACGAAACCCGAUGGAGCUGCCUCGGCUGCAUGCGAGUGGAAGUGGCGAGGCACCUGGAAGCGCUCGUACAUCUGCGCGGAGCGACAGCGGCUCCGAGGCCUGAGCCCAACCGGUGCCUCCUCUCUCUCUUCUUCUGCUUCUUCUCCUUCGUUGCCUUCUGAGAGGGCAACGGGGGCCUGCAACGCGGAAGAGAACUCGAUCGAAACUUCGCAACGCGAGGAGAAAGCGCUGCUGCCUGUCCUCCAAGGCGUUUGCUCAGACACGCUGUACCAGCGCUGGCUGUGCGCAACUGUCGACGUCAGCAGCUUGUAUUAUAAGGAUCGCGACACUCUGGAGAGAGUCUCGGCGAAGGAGCUCAGCGUGGAGGACUUCGUUGAGCGCUACGAGAAGCCUAACAAACCUGUGGUUGUGACGGAUCUAGUGCCUCAGUGGAAGGCUUUCGGCAAAUGGAACGAGGCCUAUUUUCGACGACAUUUCAGCCGCGUGCGCUUCAACGCUGGAGCGGCCUCCGACCUGCCUCUGGAGACGUUCUACGACUACGCGCACGCCAACAUCGAUGAAGCGCCACUCUUCAUCUUUGACCCGAAUUUCGGGGAAUCAACUCGAGUGGCCAUCUCUUCUUCUAGUUCUACUUCUUUAGUGCCUUCUUCUGUUUCUUCUGUCUCCCCUGGCUCGAGUGACGCGGAGCGGCCUGCGCAAGGAAAUCGUGCUGAGGGCGCUAUGAAGGAAACCAUGCCUCCGUCUCACAACGCACGUGAGGACGUGCGGUCGCUUGCAGAGGACUACGAAGUCCCGCCUUACUUCGCAGACGACCGCGAUCUAUUCGCCUGCCUCGGCAAACGCCGCCCGAACUUCAGGAAAGUGCCUCGCUCGUCUUUCGUCUGCUUCCUGUGGCUGCUGGUGGGCAACGCGCGCUCGGGCUCCAAAUGGCACGUCGAUCCGAACCAGACGAGCGCGUGGAACGCAGUAGUUAAGGGGAGAAAGAGGUGGAUUUUCCUCCCUCCCGACACGCCGCCGCCAGGCGUUUUUCCGUCGGCAGACGGCGGCGAAGUCACGCAGCCGGUCUCGCUCGUCGAGUGGAUGAUGAACUACUACUUCGAUGCGCUCCACGCGCCUGGCUUCCCCUACACAGGCGGCGUGGCUCCCAUCGAAGGGUCCGUCUCGGCGGGCGAGUUGGUCUUUGUGCCGCAGGGUUGGUGGCAUUGCGUGUUGAACGAGGAAGACGACACGAUCGCCGUCACUCAAAACUUCGUGUCGGCGACCUUCUUGCAAAACGUGCGCACCUUUCUUCACCACAAAACAGACCAAAUCUCCGGCGCGGAGGCGAGCGCGUGCGACGGCGCACAGGAUGAAAAGAAGAGAAAAGAAGAGGAAGGAGACGGCGGCGGCAGCUUCUGGAAGAGACUGAAGAAGAAGAGCCGCACGGUGGUCGUGGGGCGCGAGGCUGCCUAG
This is a messenger RNA of Besnoitia besnoiti, 2007 nucleotides long. RefSeq names its product histone lysine demethylase JMJD6b. Bases 1 to 2007 code for a protein of 668 amino acids. Gene Ontology annotation, cellular component: nucleus. Gene Ontology annotation, molecular function: protein binding; cis-regulatory region sequence-specific DNA binding. The record is from RefSeq and is a predicted model, not a curated record. The transcript is spliced from 8 exons. Lineage: Eukaryota; Apicomplexa; Conoidasida; Eucoccidiorida; Sarcocystidae.